Cotesia congregata is the source of this 465-nucleotide messenger RNA. NCBI's taxonomy places the organism in Eukaryota, Metazoa, Arthropoda, Insecta, Hymenoptera, Braconidae. The record is from the annotation of a GenBank genome assembly.
AUGGAGGCAAAGCUUGCGGCGUACAGAUUACAAAAACGUCGUCAAGCAAUGGUUGAGAAUGCUAAAAAAACUUUUCAUCAAACUCUCACAUCCUGGGAAGAUAAAUCUCGUGCUUAUUUAACACGUCGUGAGGACAAGGAUGAAAUUGAGAGUGUUACCUCUGAGGAGAGUAUUGACAUUUCACCUCAACAAAAUCCUGUUAUGACACGAUUAAUUUAUCUUCUGUAUUUUUUACUAUGGGCAACAUUGUAUAUGGUGGCAAUACAAUUUGAAUUUGGUGCAGUUUACUUUAUUCUAUCAGCGUUAUUUUUUAUAUGGAAAAACACACGAUCAGGACCAAAGAAAAAGGGUGAAGUUAGCGCUUAUUCUGUAUUUAAUCCAAACUGUGAAGCAAUUCAAGGUACUAUCAAUAUGGAACAGUUGGAAAGAGAAAUGGGCUUUGGAGUACCAAUUCAUUCCAGAUGA